Messenger RNA from Hyaloperonospora brassicae, 396 nucleotides. NCBI's taxonomy places the organism in Eukaryota, Oomycota, Peronosporomycetes, Peronosporales, Peronosporaceae. The record is from the annotation of a GenBank genome assembly.
AUGGAGCAGCAGAUCUACCGUCACCUGCUCGACGAUGUUGCGCUGGACCUGUGCUUUGAGAUGCAUCGUCAAAUCUCAGUGGACGGACUCAGUCUGGAAGAGAUCUACGACGUAAAGCCCAUUGAACGACCACUUGAAUCGUCCGUCGUAGACGAGUGCAGCGUGUUUGUGAGCUGUCCUUACUGCAAACGACAGGUGCAUGCGUCACGUUACACAAACCACUUGGAAAAGUGUUUGACAGGCUCAAGACGGAUGGUCACACCCAAGCAACGACAAGACGCAGCAAGAGAGACAGAGCGCAAACAGUUGCAGAUACUGAGCAAGCCUCAGCUUUACGGAGCUUACGAUGCAAUGACCGGGUCCAGGAAAGGUGCGAACAGCUCGCUUGAUUUGUGA